CACACGAUGCCGUGAUAAAACACGGGAGAUACCAACACACAAGCUAUGGGGAAACUUAAAAUGUUUGACGUCAACUUCGACAACUGCAAAGGCGUGUACUUCGCCGGCGAAGUCGUCAAGGGACAUGUGGUCCUGGAAUUAUUGGAACCUAUGAAAAUAAGAGUUUUUACCAAAGUGUUAUUAAUUAAGAGAAUCUCCGGAGAACCGUACCUAUCGUCUACUGGUCGCAACACGAGCGUGCGAGCGUACACGAGCCGCGCUCAACUGAAGCUAAGACUAACGUGUUUAGGAAGAGCUCACGUUCACUGGUCGGAGUUGGAGAACGUUGGUAGGAGAGGAGGGAGACAGCGACUGGAGACUGUGGAAUACGCAGCAGAAGAAGAAUAUUUCAAACAGAAGUGCUCUCUGUGGGGAAAAGAUCUCCCCGUUAAAGUGGAGCUAGCAGUGUCGCUCCCCAUCACUGCCCUGAGAUUAAUCGAAGAAGUCAAUCCAGACGAGAACGACGCAAUACCCGCUGGUAAACAUACAUUCCCAUUUGAACUCCUACUUCCGGCGGAAGUCCCAUCAUCGUUUGAAGGGAAUUAUGGGUACGUUCGCUACUGGAUGAAGGCGACGAUAGACAGACCCUGGAAAUUCGACCACCACACAAAACGAGCUUUCACCGUCAUCGCUGACUUAGAUUUGGCGAAAGAACCAAGAGCAGCUGAGCCGAUCCACUGCCAGGGAGAGGUGAACGCCGGUUGCUGGUGUUGUAAUUGCGGCGGUUACAGUGCUGUGUUCUGUACUAACUGCCGAGGCUGUGUACCGGGUGAAAUUCUCCUAUUGUACACGGAGGUGGAGAAUAACACACGCUGGUCCAAUUGCUCAGCUGAAAUUAGAUUAAAACUAGUUGUCACAUAUUACACAGAGAGAAAGACUCGACAAGAAAAGAAAGUCAUCACGAGAUUGAAACGGGACCGGCUGAGCAUUGGUAACAACGAAGUUUGGUCUGACGCCUUCAAAAUCCCACCACUGCCACCAUCUCACCUAAACGGAUGCAAAAUAAUCACCACGCAGUAUAUACUCCAGUUCAUCGUUGAAACUGACGGGUGUAAUUGUGAUGCCAUCGAGUUUGAAAAAGAACUGAUUAUUGGCACAAUACCACUGAGGGAUGGACCCCCACCUAUGAUUCCCCCCGUAGUGCCAAAUGAACCUCCUCCCAAAUACACCCCUCACGACCAUCUGAAGACUGCCAAACUACACCAGAGACGACUGACACCUUCAGCCCCACCCAGUUACGAGGAAUGCGUCUUCGGACGUGUGAACAUAAAGGAUAAAGAUGACACCGACUACACCCAGGGCAGUCUGGUGUUCGCGCCACUGUACGCCUGUUACGACUCUGAAAUCACACCAGAGGACAAUGUCGACUAAAGGAAAAACACAGUGUACACUUUGGAUAACUCGAAAAUCACACCAGAGGACAAUAUGACUAAAGGAAAAAUACAGUGUACACUUUGGAUAACUCGAAAGUCACACCGGAGGAGAAUGUUGACUGAGGGUAAAACACAAUGUACGCUUUGGAUAUCUCGAAAAUUACACCAGAGGAGAAUGUCACCUGAAAGAAAAACAGUGUACGCUCUGGAUAUCUCGACAAUCACAUUUAAGGAAAUGUUGACUAAAAGAAAAAGACUGUGUACACUUUGGAUAAAUAAAAAAUCACACUUACGGAAAAUGUCGACUGAAAGAAAACACUGACGAGAAAUAAUAUAAUUUUGUGUUUGCAGAGAUCAGUGUAUGCUUCUUAUAAUUGAAAAAUGUAAAAUGUCGACUACAGGAAAACAUUAACCAAAAGUAAUAUAAAUGUGUGUUUGCGAAGAUCAAUGUACACUUUUCACACCUUUAAAUAACUGGGAAGAUGUCGAUUAAAGGAAACCUUUGACCAAAACUAACAUAAUUUUGUGUUUUCAAAGAUCAGUUUACGUGAGUCUCAACUGAAAAAUCACACCAGAGGAUGUCGACUGAAGCUCAGUAGCGUGUUCAGGGAGGAGAGAACCAGUGAACCAUUCCACUGGUGUUCAUCGCAUCCUGUCGUAUCACAUCCAUAUAGAUUACGUGCAAAAACGAGUGUUCGACCUCCUGAAGAAAAACAAAAACAUUAAAAUUACAUAGUGUUUUUGUUUGGACAACAACAAAUAAAUCAAUAUUUACCUUUUGCAACUCUGAAGUCAUGCCAGAGAGAACAUUAACAAAAGGAAAACAUCUACCAAAAUAACAAAAUAACUGGUAGACCAGUAGAGUUAAUUUUAAUCAGAUUGGACUAGGGGUUUAUUCCAGAAAUAUCUCAUUGGUGAGGAUAAACCGCGCUUCUGAAACAUAAGGCAGCAAGUGGUAAAUUAACAAGUUCAAGAAAAUUCUUUUUUUACUUUUAUCCAUCUGGUAAAGGCUAUAUUAAGUAAUUGAAUGGUUUUGGUUCUCAAGGCUAGUGUUUCAGGAAGGUUUUUUCCUCUGGUCCUAGCUAUACUAUUUUGUACUAUAUUUCCACUUACUGCCUUUUUCCUUAGCAGGGUAGUAUUGGUGUAUGUUUUGGUAAGCAAAACAAUUUCUUUUACGCCUCACCAGUACAUAAUUUAAUUUGUGGUUGCUUUUAUUAUAGUUUGUUUUUAAAAUUAGUAUUCUGCAUGCAUGAUGGGAACAGUUCAAAAUGAACAUCCGUUUUGUUUUACAAAUGGAGAUUGUUACAUGAACAUCAGUGCUGUUGAAAUUUCUGGAAUCUGUUUGGGAAUACAUAAUUUUCAAAUAAGUACAGAAAUUUCAUAUAUGAUUCAUUGUGCAAUAACUGUUUAAAAUGACAUUCAUUGAGGUCAAUUAGUAGAUUGUUUAAGUGCUAACAAAUAUUUAAACAUUUAUAUUUACGUUUAUCAUCAUUUGACUUGAUGCAACAUCAGAUAUAGGCUACCUGUAAUUUCACUCAUGAAAAAUAAAAACAAUAAAAGCGAUAAAGUUAAUGACAAGGGUACCACAACAAUGGUAUUGUGUCACAUGCCAUGAAGAUAACAUCUUUUAACACGAUAUUUAUGUAACUGUUUAUUGUAAACUACGUGGGUAAUAAUUCGUUUUAUUCUCUGGGCGGUAGAUAUUAAAAAAUAACUGCUUCCCCAUGUGGUCAUUAGUGGUGUAGGUCUUAAGUUUAGAAUAGUUAUUUACGAUCUUUGUGAACACUUAAUGUCAAACUGUUGACAAGUUUGUCUCCACGGAAAAAACGAUUGUCCACCUGCAGUUCGUGAAUGUCUUAUGAUCCAAAUCUAGUAAAAAUACUCAUGGUCUAACUGAUUAAAAUUCUUCUCUUCAUUUAUUUUGCAAGACGAACGCAGUUUAUAAAACCAUGACCAUGAGAAAUAUCUCAAGUAUUUUCUUGUUUUUGCAUUAUUUUUGACCUAGCAAAG
Molecule: messenger RNA, 3422 nt
Organism: Gigantopelta aegis
Lineage: Eukaryota; Metazoa; Mollusca; Gastropoda; Neomphalida; Peltospiridae
Product: arrestin domain-containing protein 3-like
Exons: 9
Coding region: 46-1410 (454 amino acids)
Biological process (GO): protein transport
Cellular component (GO): cytoplasm
Source: RefSeq, a predicted model, not a curated record